UACACUUGGUUCGAUGGCCUUAGUGAAUGUUUAAAAAUGAACAUGACGUUGGUGUCAAUUGAAACACAACAUAAAUCGGAGGAAAUAAAUACUCUAGUAAAAAGUAUUUUUAAUAAAAAUGUUAUUCUCUGGGUUGGAGGCAUUUUAACCCAUUACCCCGAUGCACGUAACUAUAUAUGGAUAAGUACAGGGGAAAAAUUCAGUUAUACCUUUUGGAAACAUCAAAAUCCAGAUUUUUCUCUCAAUAAUGAGUAUUGUAUACAAUUGGUUUCUGCCUCAAAUAUGGAAUGGAAUGAUAAUGUAUGUGAAGUUAAAUAUGGUUUCAUAUGUGAAUAUACCCGAGAAAGUUUUAAGGUGCAGCAAUAUAAGAAUGAACUGGAACGAAAAUCUCCAGAAAUGUCAACAAGAUUUAAAAGACAUAUUGAUCUUAGAGAUAACUUUAAAAUGGUGGCCAAAGAAACUCCAAGAUUUGCAAGAAGAACUGGUGAAACUUAA
Messenger RNA from Lucilia sericata (common green bottle fly), 495 nucleotides. RefSeq names its product lectin subunit alpha-like. The annotation marks the transcript as partial. The transcript has a single exon. Gene Ontology annotation, biological process: biological process involved in interspecies interaction between organisms. The record is from RefSeq and is a predicted model, not a curated record. Gene Ontology annotation, molecular function: carbohydrate binding. Gene Ontology annotation, cellular component: external side of plasma membrane. NCBI's taxonomy places the organism in Eukaryota, Metazoa, Arthropoda, Insecta, Diptera, Calliphoridae.